ACAUGUAUAAAGUAAUGUGGGAUAAUGAUAGAGCAUUCAAAGGCAUCUCAUCAAAUCUUGGGCUCCCGCCACCAAUCUGAUGCGCUGUUGUUAACCGCAUCUGUCUGGUGCUCCAUCUAGGGCAAGUAGGGCAUGUAAUCAAAUUCGCCUCGUCUUGCUUUCCCUGAAGAUCUUACCCCAAGAUCGCGGCGACGUCAUGAAUGAAUACACGCCUCCGCAUCCACCACCACCACCACUACCACCACCACGACCACAGCACGGCUUGUAUGCGCCCAACCUUACAACAUCACCCGCGUAAACAUCACGCGAGCCAAGCAUUCCUCAGUAUGAAAUCUCCUCCGGGCCAGACUCAUCCUCGAUGCGAUACCGCAUCAGGCAAAGAAAUCCGUCCGGGUUCUGAUGUCUGCGCGUCACGGUUCACAUCAACAAUACGGGCAGGCCCACACGCGGAACAGCACCGCCAUGCUCAUCAGCAUCAUCUCCGCAGGCACACGUGUCUGUGUAUACAGGGAAUAUCAUCACGACGGAACAGCGAUGCCGCCUUUCCCGCACUCUCAAGGACUCACUACUUACGUGCUACAGUACUGUAUCUAUCCCCUCCAGUGGCGAUCGCUGUGUAAUAUAUCUGUGUCAAAAGUGGUUCGCCAUCGAAGCUCAGCCUUGCGGGCCCCGGCGGACAGCUCCUCACCUUGUGCUGCUGCGGAUGCCAAGGGAUGGGA
This is a messenger RNA of Dissoconium aciculare CBS 342.82, 719 nucleotides long. RefSeq lists its product as uncharacterized. Bases 201 to 620 code for a protein of 139 amino acids. The transcript has a single exon. The record is from RefSeq and is a predicted model, not a curated record. NCBI's taxonomy places the organism in Eukaryota, Fungi, Ascomycota, Dothideomycetes, Mycosphaerellales, Dissoconiaceae.